Lasiosphaeria miniovina is the source of this 357-nucleotide messenger RNA. RefSeq lists its product as uncharacterized. Gene Ontology annotation, cellular component: endoplasmic reticulum membrane. Lineage: Eukaryota; Fungi; Ascomycota; Sordariomycetes; Sordariales; Lasiosphaeriaceae. The transcript has a single exon. The annotation marks the transcript as partial. Gene Ontology annotation, biological process: regulation of store-operated calcium entry. The record is from RefSeq and is a predicted model, not a curated record.
AUGCUCCUCGCCGCUAGCACAGCGGGCGUACUCGCAGCCGCCCCCAAGAACGCGAUCUUGCUCUCCGACGUACAAUCACUGACCCUGCGCGCGGGCAAGUCCACCACGCACCGGCGCGUCCCAGCAAUCCCACAACUGCAAUGCGUGGGGUCGUCGAAGCGGGUGUGCGCGCUCGCGAACUCGCUGCAGGCGGUCGACACGAUGCGGUGCGUGAACCAGGGGACGGGCGACCAGGGGCGCGAGGACGUGCAGUGGGCGUGCACGGCUUCGCUGCCGUCGACGCUGCGGCUCGGCAGCACGGAUGUCGUGUGCGAGGGCUACGCGUCGGCCGAUGAUCCGUACAUCCUCAAGGGCAGC